Messenger RNA from Magallana angulata, 9489 nucleotides. RefSeq lists its product as uncharacterized. Lineage: Eukaryota; Metazoa; Mollusca; Bivalvia; Ostreida; Ostreidae. Bases 1 to 9291 code for a protein of 3096 amino acids. The transcript is spliced from 57 exons. The record is from RefSeq and is a predicted model, not a curated record. Gene Ontology annotation, molecular function: protein binding; calcium ion binding.
AUGUUCAAAAAUAUUUCAGGGAAGAAGCGAGACGUUGGAGCUGCAAUGCGAUUCAUCACAUGGUAUGGCGCCAAACUUGCCGAGCCGAAAGGCCCAGAAGUCGGCGCUCUGUAUAGCGGGGUUGCCAGCCAAAGAAUAAGGAUAGAAGAUUACUGGAUAGGUUUUAACAGGGUAGGUUACUCAGGAGUUACGGACACUGUGGGAUUUUGGAGCGAUGGGCGAGGGGCACCAUUGGAGGCGGGGGUGUGGGGAGACUUCCAGCCAGACUGGCAGGGAGGAAGCUGUGUGUAUGUGGACCCAGAGGGGAAGUGGAAAACUGAGUCAUGUAAUGUCCUUCUGCCAUCUUUGUGUGAACGCCAGGCCUGUCCGAAAGGGACCUUUAGUUGUGCCACCAAAGAGCGAUGUGUAGGAGUGGCGGGUCUGUGUAAUGGUGAUGAUGACUGUGGCGACAGAUCCGAUGAGAGGGAUUGUGCACAGACAUGUUCUUUCUACCAGUCUGGCACAGAGGGAGCGAUACAGAGCAUGUCUUAUGGGUCAGGCCCCUACCCAGCCAACAAAACUUGUGUCUGGAUCAUAGAAGGACCAGUGGGGUCACAAAUACAAAUUCAGGUGACUGAUUUGGAGACAGAGAAGACCUUUGAUGUAUUAGAACUUUGGGAAGGCAGCCUUGAUUUAGCAACCAGUAAAUGUCUGACAAGACUGUCGGGUAGCCAGAGGCCUGAUGGGAUACUGAUGAGCUCCAAUAACUUUGUGAUCACCAGAUUUACUGCAGAUUCUUCAAAGGAGUUCAGAGGCUUCUCAGUGAAGUGGACAAGUGAGUUUGCCUGCCAGAUGAUGAUGAUUAAGAACUCUAGAAGUAAGCCUGGUCUAGCGGGGGAAUAUGUGAGCUCUGUCACGGCUCUGGACUGCCAGACAUUGUGUUCCAAUAGCACUGCCUGCACAGGGAUUGAGUACAGUAAGACUGAGCACACCUGCUUGUUGUUGAGAGAGACGCCACAGGUGGUGGCCAGCACAUGCUGUGAUGUGUACGUUAAGACCUGUCCUGGUUCUCCUGGCUUAAAAUCUUUAGCCCAUGUGCCAAAUCUUGGUGGAAGAGUUGAAGCUGGGGUAGAAUUUAAUGAUAUAUCCACCCCUUUGUAUCCACUGAACUAUCCAGGUGGACUGGAGAUUCUGUGGAUUGUCCAAUCAAAAGGCAUGUCUGUCAUCACACUACAGGUAAUUGAUAUUGAGCUAUGUGGAACAGACUUUGUAACUGUUAAAGAUGGUGAACACCCUUCUGCAAAUACUCUGAUGACCUUGACCUCAUCAAGUGUGUCAGGGACUAUGACCAUUUCCACAGGAAACAGAGUGUACAUAUACAUGAAACUGGAUCAUCACUUGAAAUGUAGAGGAGUCUUUCUGCAAUACAAAAGAGGAUGUAACCUCGAUUUGAAAACAAAUAAAGGAAUGAUUUUUAGUCCUGGCUAUGGUGUGGCUAAUUACCCACCAGUUCUGCUGUGUUCCUGGCUGAUUCAGACUGAGGCUGGUCGACCUCUCCUUCUCAGGUUCAGAGAUUUCAGACUGCAGGAAAAUAUGGACUAUGUUCAGGUUUUUCUGGGUAACACAACCUCUGGCUCCCCGGUACACACAGGGUCAGGGUUCACAGGGAGUGUUCUACCCAACAAUGCCAUCUCCAAAAGUGGAGUUUUGCUAGUGAGGCUGACAACCAGUGCUACAGGGGAGUCCAAGGGAUUCAUGGCUUCUUUCUCUGCUGGCUGUAAGAACAUUAACUCUUCCUCUGUACUGAUGAGUUCAGGAGCCUUAGAGAUUUACCCCGAGUCUGUGGUCACUGUACAAUGUAGGACUGGGUACUUUCUUCAGGAGCCUUACUCGGGACUGACCCAGGUCACCCUCCAAUGUCAGGAGGGAGGGAUUUAUGACAAGGUCACCCCUGUCUGUGCUCAAUCAUUUUGUGGUCCAGCUCCACUGGUAGAAAAUGGCUACAUUGUGAACAGUACAGGAGUGUAUGGAGGCGACAAAGUGACAUACUCUUGCAAAAAUGGGUAUUCUACCACCCAAUCUAUGGUCAUCAUGUGUCGGAGUAAUGGGGUGUGGGGAACCGUGCCCUCUUGUCAAGCCUCUGCAUGCCCGUCCCUCCCUGCUGCCGUGUUUAGGGGAAGGCGGACCACCCUGACAGGUGAUGGGACCAGUCACGGCUCAGUGAUCCAGUAUUCCUGUGACCCUGACUAUGAAAUUGUCGGACUGUCCAUCAUCAGGUGUGACAAUGGUGCCUGGUACAGUAGCCCUCCCACCUGUCAAAAGGUUCCUUGUCUCUCUUCCCCUGUGAAUAAUGGAGAAAUUGACAAGGCAGGGAAUGUUGGUCAAGGGGAGGUAAUUCGAGUAACCUGUAAUUCAGGAUUUGAAAUACUUGGAAGAGAAGAAUAUAAAUGUGGCUUAGAAGAUCCACCAUCAUGCAUAAAUGUUAAUGAGUGCAGCAGUUCUAAUGGGUCAGUCUGUGACCAGAUCUGUACGGACACAGUCGGGGGAUAUGUGUGCUCCUGUAGGGAGGGGUACACUGUCACUGGUGUAAGGAAUAAUGGAUGUGAAAAUACCAACGAGUGCCUGGAGGGUAAUGGUUUCUGUGAUGGGACUUGUGUGGACACACCUGGGUCUUACUACUGCACCUGUCCCCGGGGUCAGGAACUAUACAGGUACAAUGGACAGAAUGACCUAGUGUUACCAGCCUCGGAGACUGCUAUUGAAUGUGCACCUCCAUCAUACCUCAUUCCCAAUGGUUUGGCGUUGACCUUGGAGACGAAGUUCUUCUUUGGAGAUGAGGUCACAUACAUGUGUAACCUUGGGUAUGUGAUCAAUGAAACAGGAUUGGCCACACACAAAAUCACCUGUCAGGUAGACAGUACCUGGUCAGGUGUAGAGCCCACCUGUGAAGUUGUGAGAUGCCCCCUGGAUGUGGCCAGUGAUCCUGGUGUCUUCCCUAACACCUCAGUGGCCUAUGGAGGAUUUUACUUCCUCCAGUGUGAGAUGCCAGAUAGAAGCAUGGUGUCACUGAGAAGGCAGUGUACCUACAAUGUUCAGACAAGGAGAUACCAGACCAUGGGAGAUCCAUUCAAUUGUCCCUAUGUAAACUGUGGCACUCCGCCCUCUGUGAGAGGAGCUGACCGAUACCUGUACACCUGUACACUCUAUGGAUGUACCUUUGAGUUUACCUGUCGUUCAGUGUACACAAGGACAGGUAACUCCUCACUGGGAGGAUCUGUAGUCACCUGCGGGGCCGAUGGACGAUGGGAUUUUGGGGAUCUCCAUUGUACAGAUGGGCUCUGUCCUGACCCUGGGUACCCCCCGGGGGGAUACUCCUACACCGCCUCCCUGGAGGAGGACGGCAUGAUCUACUACAUAAGUCAGAAAACUGGCUACAGGCCAAAGGACAUUUACCCCAUACAAUGUACAGAGAUCAACGGUCAGCUACAGUGGAACUCCUCAGAUGUCAAGGUCACUCACGAAUGUGUAGAUGUCCAGGAUCCUACAAUGUCCAGCUGUCCACCGAUGGACAUCACAGUGACCAGGUAUGAUGCUGCCAACUCCAGUGUUCCUGUUUUCUCAGACAACAGUGGAAUCAUUGAUAGAAUUUUGGUGACACCAUUUAAUUAUCAACCAGAUCAUGUGAUUGGACAAGAAACAUUGAUAUCAUACAUUGCUUUUGACAAAGAUCAAAAUAGCAUUAUGUGUUCUUUUUCUGUGAGAAUCAGAGAUGAAAUUCCCCCCUUGCUAUCCUGUAAGCCAUCCAGCACUGUCCUCAUCCCAGAUGAGGCCACCAUUGUGACCCUUGACCCUCUGGAUUUUGUCAGCAGUGUAGAACAGGGGUCAAGGACAUCCUCAGACACAGGGGUACUACGACUGACAGUAGCAGACAUUGGUACAGUGAAGACGACACGGAUCACUGCCACAGACUCCUCGGGAAACACUGCACAAUGCUCAGUUCAGGUCAAAGUUGAAGCUUCAAAAUGUCAAGCUUGGACCCUGUCCAUUUCCCAUGGCCAGAAGACAUGCUCCCAGCGGUCAGGAAAUGCUGGGAUAGACUGUGUGUUUAGGUGUGAUUCAGGUUACGUUUUUGCUGAGGACAUGAACCAGAGAUCUGUCACUGUGUCGUGUGUCAGUGGAGGGGACUGGGAUAGGGAACCCCCAACAUGUCAGGAAUUCAGCGGUGCAGUCUACAGACAGAGCUUUGUUCUACAGUACCAGACUGGACCGGUGACGGACACUUCCUGUAAGGCAGUGUACCGGGCUCAACUCAACACUCAGUGGAACGUCCUGACCUCCAGCCUACGCUCGCUGUGUCAGUCAGGGUCCUCCAAUACGCUCACCAUCACUGCCCCACAGGACUCAAACGUUCCUCGAUUUCAAGUCAUCUAUAACUCAGACUCAACCCCUAACCAUAUUUAUGUGACUGUAAAUUUGGAAAUUGCUCCAUCAGGAUUUAUAGACACAGCAUACACAACUUGUGCUGUUAAGAUAGAAGAUGCCUUCAGGACCCUAAGUAGUGAUGUAGGAUCACUGUUCCAGCUGUAUCAGUCAGGAGCGUGUCCCUCCUCAACCAGUCAACAGUUUGUGAGGACCGACGCCUCUGAUUUCUUGUGCUCUGGAUACCAAGGGACUCAGAGAAACAACACAGAAGGCAAAACAUACUGUGUGACCUGUCCUCCAGGUUAUUUUACCAAGGACAAGAAGACAUGUGGCCCUUGUCUGGCAGGUACUUAUCUAGACAGAGGAAACUUUGACACCUGCUUCAAUUGCCCAUCAGGAACAUACAGCAAAAAGACGGGUCUCUCUCGUCAGGAAGACUGUUACUUGAGCUGCCCCCCUGGCUUUGUGUCCAGCAGUGGAGAGGCCCCCUGUACAGAGUGUGACAUCAACACGUACUCAUCCAAUGGACGGUCCUGUACCACUUGUCCCAGUAACACACUGGCAGACAAAACUGGGUCAGCCUCAGUUACUGAAUGUGCAGAUUACUGCCCAGCAGGCUACUACUCCAUCAAUGGGGCCAUGCCCUGUAGACCCUGUCCCAGAAACUACUAUCAGCCCUCCCUGGGGGCCAGCUCCUGCAUUGAGUGUGGGUCCCAACAGAUCACCCUGGACACUGCCCAGUCCUCCUCUCUCGGGUGUGUGAGUGGAGAGAGCACCCUUUGUCAGCCCAACCCUUGUCAGAAUGGUGGAGUCUGCGGUGUUGUUAGACAUGACUUCUUCUGUACCUGCCGUCAGUACUACACAGGAAGGGUGUGUGAAGUUUUCAUCAAUCCCUGCUCCUCAUCCCCCUGCUUCAACAGUGGGUACUGUUCCUACAAUUCAUCAGCUCUAGAGGGAUACACCUGCCAAUGUCAGACCCGGUACAGUGGUGAGCGUUGUGAGAAGGAUAUUGACGACUGUCAGUUUAGUGAUCCCUCUUUUGUUCCCUGUCAGAAUGGUGGUCAGUGUCGGGAUCACAAUGGAGGAUACCAGUGCUUCUGUCCAUCCUACAUUGGAUACACAGGGACCAGCUGUACAGUGCCCAAGGAUCCCUGUGGAAGUGGUCCCUGCAAGAACGGAGGUUCCUGUGUGGCGGGAGGGGUGAUCCGACACAAAUGUCUGUGUCCAUCGGGAUACACGGGGGAGGACUGCAGCAUUGAUAUAGAUGAGUGUGCCAGUAACCCCUGUGUGAAUGGAGGGUCCUGUGUGGACAGAGUGGAUGGGUUUUCCUGUACCUGUGUGAGGGGUUACUCUGGGGACUUCUGUCAGAUCCGGUCCAAUGAGACUCAGUGUGAGUUUGUCAACUACUGCUUCACUAAUCCGUGUGAUAAUGGCGGCCAGUGUGUUUCUCAGUAUGGCGGCUACAUCUGUGCUUGUCUCCCUGGUUACGGAGGACCAACAUGUCAGUUUGACAUCAAUGAGUGUGCCAGUAAUCCUUGUCUGAAUGGAGGCCAGUGUCUGAAUCAGCUCAACAACUACCAGUGUAACUGUCCUGUACCUGGAAUUGGAGGUAUAAACUGUGAGGACAUUAGAGAUGACUGUUCCCCAAAUCCUUGUAAUGUCAGUCAUUCUGAUCGGUGUGUAGAUCUGUUGGAUGACUACUACUGUCAGUGCCAUCCAGGAUACAGAGGGAAGAACUGUGACUUAGGAGAUGUUGAUUGCCAGAGUUUUCCAUGCCUUCAUGGGGGCACUUGUCAGCCCUCAGGUAACUCAUUUACCUGUACUUGUAAGUCGGGCUGGGAGGGAGACAGGUGUGAACGUGCAGUGGACAAGUGCUCCUCCUCACCCUGUCAGAAUGGAGGACAGUGUGUCAACACCAUAGAUCAGCAUGUUUGUUUAUGUGGAAGUGGUAACCUUGGAGACAACUGUGAGAUGACCUAUGACCUCUGUAGAUUAGCCAAUCCCUGUGUAGGUCUUGGUAGCAACUGCUCUCUGACCAAUGGGGUUAUUCAGUGUCAAUGUCCGCAAGGUUUUGCUGGAUCUGGUUGCCAUAUUCCUCUGAAAUCCUGUGAAAAUACUACCUGUCAAAAUGGAGGGUCCUGCCAGAUUUCCAAUGGAACAGUCCAAUGCACCUGUGUUCCAGGGUACACAGGGUCCCUGUGUGAGGCGGACAUUGAUGAGUGUGUCUCAGCGAUCUGUCCAGCCAACUCCCAGUGUGUGGAUGGUGUCAACUCUUUCUCCUGUGUGUGUCAAGAGGGCAAGAUUGGAGAGAUGUGUGAUAAAGAUGUGAGAUACACAUUUGACUUGGUAAUUGAAUCCAGCACGGGCUGUAGCUCUAGAGAUGAAGUGAGACCAGAGUCUGCUCUGUUCCCCCUUGGUACCUCCCAGUUCUCUGUCUCCCUCUGGCUGCGAUUCACAGACAGAGCUAGGCCUGGGCCUAUCAUCUCCUUGUACACACUCCGGGAUGAAAGUUCUGUCCCUGUGGAGUUACUGGAGAUUAGGUUCAGUGGAACAGCCAUCACCAUUGGAUCCACAGCAGUGUACCUCUCUCAUGGUUCUAAGAAUAUAAUGGAUGGACUUUGGCAUCAUGUUGCUGUGACCUGGACUGCUCUAGAUGCUACUGAUCCUGCCUUUCCAAAGGGGAUAGUGACCCUUUUCAUUGAUAACCAGGUUGUAGCGAAGCAAGAGGACUUUGCAACAGGAAUGCAACUUCCGCCAUUGGGUUGGUUGAUUGUUGGAGGAAGAUAUGACCAAUCCAGCAACACCAUCUACAGAGGAAAUGCUUUCAUUGGUCGUCUGAGUCAGCUACAUCUGACAAAGUCGGACCUUAGGACAGAGAUACCAAAUCUCUAUAACAACAUAAGCUAUGUACCCAGUCAGCUGAUUCACAAGCCAAUCACAGAUAUUCUGGAAAAUAGACGAGUGUUUGUGGACUACCAGAGCCAGUUACUUGGUUCAGUUUGCAGAACGAUUAAUAACUGUGCCCAGGAGUUUGAUGCUUCUCGCUACCUGUCUGCUAGGCACUGUCCUGAUGAUCAGCUGACUGUCACUGAUCGGGCGGCUCCACCCACCUGGAUAGAAGCUGCUUAUACGAACACUACACAGGUCAAAUACACGCAACGUUCUGGAGAAAAGAGGUUACCAUGGGGGUUCUAUGAAAUUUCUUCGGCUGGAUUUGAUGCCAGCGGAAAUGCUGCAGUGUGCUCCUUUGUGCUGUAUAAUCGCAGAGCUGCAUGCAGGCAUAUUUUCCCCAGUGCUCCGUUUAAGGGAGAUAAAUCUUGCACCUUGGUGAGUAAGGGAGAGAGGUGUUCUACAAUGUGUUCACUGUCUGACCACAUAAUCAGCCGACCUGGACCCAAGUACUACAGCUGUGGCAUGUACAAUCUGUAUGACUCACCCAGCCGACUUCAUCCUUUUGUUCUGCCCCCAUGUGCAGCUUUCACAAGCAGACUGGUGGACAUGACUAUGAGGGUGGAGCUAUUGUUGACAGAACAAUGUGACCAGGCUCGCGACUACGUGACAUCACUGGCUAGGUCCCGCCUCUCUACGAUUAGUGUACUGUGGGGGCAGGGACUGUGCGGUCAGAGUACAUGUUCCAAUGUCAGUGUCAUCUGUCCGUCAAAUCCAGCAGGUGCCCCCUCCCUCACAGCUGUCUUCUCCUCCAUCAGUGAAUAUCUUACAAACGAUCAGUCACAAACUUCCCAUGUGAGAGAGGUUCUAAUGACGGAGUUAGCAGACAAGCACACUUUUGACUUUCAGACUUCCAGCCCUAUCUUGUCUUCCAUACAGUUUGGUAUUGUGUCAGUCUGUCCUAGAGGUCAGCAGCUCGUGGGAAGUCUCUGUGUGCUCUGUAGUGUGGGUACCUUCUAUAACACCACCUCUAGACAGUGUCAGCUUUGUCCUGUGGGGCAGUACCAAGACAGGGAGGGUCAGUUCUCCUGUAAAUCCUGUCCCUCCUCCCCACAAGCAACCACUACCUACCAGCCAGGGGCGCAGAGCAUCUUCAGUUGUAAAGAAUCCUGUGUCUCUGGCUCUUAUUACAACCUCACCACUGGUUUCUGUCAGCAAUGUCCCCUGGGAUACUUCCAAGAGAACUCUGGGAACUUCCAUUGCUCUCCUUGCAAUGUGGACAAAAGCACGGCAUAUACUGGGUCAAAGCAACGGUCUUCCUGUGUUGCAUAUUCCUUGGCUGUAACCACUGCAGAAACACCAAAUGUAGGAAAGAGCACCAAUAUGGAGGAUGAAGGGUUUUCCACUGCUGUAGCCAUCUCCAUUGUCAUCGGAAUCAUCAUCUUCAUCCUAGCUGUUGUUUUACUAGUUCUUUUCUUUUGCAAAGAGAGAGUGCCUUGCUUUGGUCAAAAUGAUGUCAUACCUGAAGGCACCACCCCAUGGAAGUAUGUGAACAGAUAUGGAGAUACAAGCUUGAAGUUUGUGAGUUAUAAUUUGCAAGACUUGAGGAGACGCAAUAGGCGAAAGCGAGUGGAGCGACAUCCAGUUCAGUAUGGACCUGAUGUGGCCCUGGGAUACAAUACGGAGGACUCCAUAAACUUCAGGGACCUACCAGAGACGAUAACACCAAGACAUCUGCCACCCAUCUCACACAAUAUUGAAGCUGACUAUGAGAAGCCUAAAAAGAGGAGGAAAAAGAAGAAGAAGAGUGUGUCAGCUGAUGGAGAGCCAAGGCCCCUAAAGCCUCUUAAGGGGUCAGGGUUCAAGUCCUCAGCUCCACCUAGUGAGAGUGGAUCCCACAAACGGGAAAGGGGAGACAAUCAAUAUUUAGAUGCUGUGUACACUGAAACACAUAAUGGGAACAUUUUAAAGAUAGAUUCUGACAAUGAAGAUUACAGAUGAAAGUAAUUUAGCUUUAGCAGACUUCGCUUUCAAAUUUAACCAUAUCUGAGUGGAAGAUGAGUAGUUAAGUCCUACAGCUAGUGCUGUUCCAUUGUCUGUUUAAAGUAUGAGAGAAUGCACUAUCCAAGGGUAACUUCUGUAAUACAUGUACAUGUAUUGCAUCGCAACGAAAUACCAGAAGUAGGUUUUAUACUUGUA